Molecule: messenger RNA, 640 nt
Organism: Tinamus guttatus (white-throated tinamou)
Lineage: Eukaryota; Metazoa; Chordata; Aves; Tinamiformes; Tinamidae
Source: RefSeq, a predicted model, not a curated record
AUGACAGAUUCAGAAGAUCUGAAGGGAGGAAAAAGUGCACCCAAAAUCAAACUAGAAACAAGGGUUGAUAAGCGGAUCGAAUCGGAGGAGUCGGGCGACGAGGAAGGGAAGAAACAAGCGGCUUCAUUAGUAACAGACCUCAGUCAGCAGAGCCUGCGCGAAGAGCAGAAUGGCGAGAACUCCACAGGAGAAGCGGAGACACCAGUGGACAUGGAGACAGUUAGCCUGGACCCAGAGGCUGAGGAUGUUGACUUGAAUCAUUUCCGAAUUGGGAAAAUAGAAGGAUUUGAAGUGCUCAGGAAAGUGAAGACUCUGUGUCUGCGUCAGAAUUUGGUUAAGCGCAUUGAGAACCUGGAGCAGUUGCAGACCUUGCGGGAGCUGGACCUCUAUGAUAAUCAGAUUCGGAAGAUCGAGAACUUGGAGGCUCUAGCAGACCUUGAGGUCCUGGACAUCUCAUUUAACGUUCUGCGACAAAUUGAGGGACUAGACCGGCUUACUCAGCUUAAAAAACUCUUCCUCGUCAACAACAAAAUCGGCAAAAUUGAGAAUUUAAGUAAUUUACAGGAGUUACAGAUGUUAGAGUUGGGAUCCAAUCGAAUUCGGGUAGGUUCACUGCACAAGACACUAACAGAAGAGCUUU